AUGGAUUGUGGCCGCCCUCCGGCGGCCACGGGCGGAGCGCUGGCCGGCAGGUUCGGCUGCCUCUUCUUCGAGGUCUCCGCCUGCCUGGACUUCGAGCAUGUGCAGCACGUGUUCUAUGAGGCGGUGCAGGAAGCACGGCGGGAGCUGGAGCGGAGCCCCCCGGCCCGCCCCCUCUUCAUCGCUGAGGACAGGACCCCCGUGCACCAGGUGCCGCUCACGGCCCGGCAAGGGCUGGCCGGCUGCACUUUCAACACACUGUCCACCUUCAGCCUGAAGGAGAUGCCUGCCGUGGCUCAGGCCAAGCUGGUCACAGUGAAGUCAUCGCGUGCCCAGAGCAAGCGCAAGGUGCCCACCCUCACCCUCCUAAAGGGCUUCAAGAUCUUCUGAGGCCCAUGCCCCUCCUCGGCAGCCCCGGCAGCAGGACAGCGGCUGGCUUGUGAUGCCGGCCUUUCUCACCGAUGGACUGCUGGCCCCGCCCACUGAUGGACAGCUGAACCUGCCUCUGGCACCAAGCAGAGUCCCCACAUUGAGCCUAAGGCACUGGGUGGGCUGCUGCUGCUUGAUCUCUAUGGUGUCCUUUGCACCUAGGACCCUGGAGGGAAACGGCCAUUGCCACAGCCCAGAGACCUGCCAUAGCAGGAAGAAACUGUGUCCAUUCUGCUGCCGUAACUCUAGCCAGGCUAGCUGUGUCCCAUGGUAGAUGGACAGUUCCCAGAGGCCCCAGGAGGGGCGGCCUAGGGGUCGUGGCGCCACCUGGUGGGAGGCAGAGGCAGCGCAACUGCUUAGAAGUAGGAGCCUGACCCUGCUAUCCUCUUCUGACCUCACAGGAUACGCGGGUAGUGACCCCAGUUUAUUCAAGGAAGAUCUGCUUAAGAUAAUUCUGCGGGGCCGCUGCACAGGCAGGGGCUCCGGGUCGGGUAUUCCCAGCGCUUCCCCUUUCAGGGAGGGGAGAAGAGAACCUCCAGUGGGCUUUCAUCAGGAUUCAGGGUCUUCUUCCCCACUUUGCUAAGGACUGUGUGCACACCCUCAGGACCAGGUCCUCAAGUCUAAUGACCAAGGCUGCAGAACACAGUGUCCUCUCUGGUUUCAGGAGAGCCCACAGAAGGCAGGGUCGCAUGCCACCUGGCAGCCACCAAUGCCGGCUCAGACAGGAACGGUGUAAAGCUUGUAACAGGGUUUGGCCGGACAUGUGACCUUCAGCAACAGAUCUGAGCUUUCAAAGCCCAGUUUUUUUUUCUUCUAGCACUGGGGAUUGAACCCCGGGCCUUCACACUGAGCUAUAUCCUCAGCUAUUUUAUUUUAUUUUGGGAAACUAAGUUGUCUAGGCUGGGCUGAAAACCUGGGAUGCUCCUGCCUCAUCCUCCCAGAGAACUGAAAUUACAGGUGUGUGCCACUGCGCCCAAGCCAAAGUCCACUUUGGUGAGACAGAACCUGAAGUAUGUCGGGCUAAUAGAGCAAAGUUUUGCAUAGAUUCUAUGGUGUCCCCCUUAACAGCUUAUGCCACAACAUCAUGGCUCAGAUGGAGCCGCAGGUUCCUCCCACUGUUAGCCAGAGGAGCCUCUGGCUUCCUGAAGGGCUGGGAAGGGGAUUCUGACUCCAGAAUCCUGCUUCCUUCCAUGUCAGUGCCCCAUUCCAGGAGCUUGGACUCAAAAUCCCCCUAACCCAGCCUUCAACCCAUUCUAUGGAGGGAGAAGCUAAGGCCAGAGGGAGGCUGUGAACCAUUCCAGGCCACCCGUGGAGGGUCCCUGCCAGGCUUCCCGAGCCCUAGGCUGCUAGGGGUUUUGCACUUUUCUUCAAGCCACUUGUGUGUUUGUGUAUAUGUGCGUGUGUAUCACAGCCACUUGAACAGUCUGUGCACUUCCCACUGCCCACUACCAGAAGCAUUUUUAAUAAAAGAUUUUUUUAACUAUCA
Molecule: messenger RNA, 1912 nt
Organism: Cavia porcellus (domestic guinea pig)
Lineage: Eukaryota; Metazoa; Chordata; Mammalia; Rodentia; Caviidae
Product: ras-like protein family member 12
Exons: 2
Coding region: 1-387 (128 amino acids)
Source: RefSeq, a predicted model, not a curated record